Molecule: messenger RNA, 612 nt
Organism: Aspergillus thermomutatus
Lineage: Eukaryota; Fungi; Ascomycota; Eurotiomycetes; Eurotiales; Aspergillaceae
Exons: 2
Coding region: 1-612 (203 amino acids)
Source: RefSeq, a predicted model, not a curated record
AUGGCUCCCUCUCUCCCCUCGAACAUCACCACCCUCCAAGAUGCCACCUUUGCAUCCCUCCUCGACAAACUCCGAGACCCAGGCUUGCUCCCCUCACAAGUCUGCGCCCUCAUUGCGCAGCUCACUACUCUGCUCGCGCGCCAAACAACCAUCAAAGCAGAAAGCAAUGAAACUAUCGCCGUGGUGGUGAUCCUACGCUCAGGGCUAGCAAUGUUCGAACCGCUGAUGGCGGAGAUCCCCGCGAACAUACCCACAGUCACAUACCACCUCGGCAUCUUCCGAGACAAGCACAAUCUGCAACCGGUCGAAUACUACAACAAGCUCCCGCCUAAGCCGGCGACGGUUCGGAAGGCGAUUGUUGUUGAUCCGGUGAUUGCCACGGGUGGAACGGUGGGUGCUGUGGUCAGUAUCUUGAAGGACUGGGGCAUUGAAAAGGUUACUUUUCUUUCUGUUCUGGCGAGUCGAGAAGGGGCGAUGCGGGUGGCGAAUGUGUGGCCGGCGUCUACGCAGUUUGUUCUUGGAGCUGUCGAUCCUGAUCUCGAUGAGAAGGGAUACAUUCAGCCGGGAGUUGGGGAUAUCGGCGAUAGGCUGUUUGGUACGAAUUUAGUAUAG